CUGUGCGAGAAUCCUGACCGAACGAGCUGCGGAAACGGCACGGCGAGUAGCCCACCGCUGCCAGAAUAAUCGGACUGGAACCAAAAAAUGUCUCACAGAUAAGGGUGUUUUAAGGCUUUGACAUUCUUGAUUGGAGUUGGAAGCGGCAGGACCAACAGCAUCUAUUUAUUUGAGUCUAUUUAUUUAUUAUUUAUUUUGUCCUCCAUUGAUUUUUUUCGGUCUGUAAUGGCUGGGCUCUCGGGCUGCGGCUGCUAAGCGGCAGGUGCAUUGUCGAGGACAUGUCUGUGCGUGAUGGAUUUCGCCUCGCCACUGAGAUGAUGGAUAUGCCGGAGCCGACGGGAAUUCACAUCCACAACAGAGCCUUCGAUGGGUGAGACAUCUUAAAUCGGGGCGCGUCUGAGACCUGUGGCCGAGGCUGUGUCGCAGGAGAGCGGGUAGGGGAGGGUGGUAGGCUAGAGACACUGGAACGAAAAUAAAUAAAGAAUCAAGCAAGCAGUGGGAGAAUACAAACUAUUAGACGUGUGUAAUACAUAUGGGACCAGGACAUGGAACUCAACAGGGCCGCAUUUUAACGAUGACAUUACGUUAAAGGCGUUUGGCACGGAUUAUUCGCCCUGCAGAGGGGUCGAUUGGAUGAAGUAUACAUUUCUUGGUUCAUCUCCCGUCAGUUAUUUUGCCCCGGUUUAACCGGGUGAUUUCCUACUAGCAGUUAAGCACCACUCCGUCUAACCGCCACGAUGAUGGAACUACAGCUGGAUGAGGUGGUGUACCAGGAUGACUACGGCUCCGUAUCCGUGAUGUCGGAGCGCGUGUCAGGCCUGGCCAACAGCAUCUACCGGGAGUUUGAACGCCUUAUUCACAGUUAUGACGAGGAGGUGGUAAAGGAGCUUAUGCCUCUGGUGGUGAACGUUCUGGAGAACCUGGAUGCGGUUUUGACAGAGAACCAGGAGCACGAGGUUGAGGUAGAGCUCCUGAAGGAGGAUAACGAGCAGCUCAUCACCCAGUACGAGCGCGAGAAGGCGCUCCGAAAACAGGCAGAAGAGAAAUUUAUCGAGUUUGAGGAUGCCUUGGAGGCAGAUAAGAAGGACCUGCAGAGACAGGUGGAGUUCCUGGAACUGCAGGGAAAGCAACUCGAAGUCAAGAGCAAGAACUAUGCCGACCAGAUAUCUCGACUGGAAGAGAGGGAAGGUGACAUGAAGAAGGAGUAUAAUGCCCUACACCAGCGUCACACAGAGAUGAUCCAGACGUACGUGGAACACAUCGAGCGCACCAAAAUGCAGCAGGCUGGAAGCAACCAAUCAGAGAGCACAGGCAGCCGAACUCACCGCCACAACUGGAGGAAAAGUAAAGCGGAGCGUCCUCCAUCGCUGAGCCUGUUCUCCUGUGGGGAUGGGAUGGAGGACGGCUCAGAGUCAGAUUCCGUAGCUGCGACCCCCAGCAGCGGCGGUAGCAAGUCCAACACGCCCACCUCCUCGGUGCCCUCGGCCUCAGUGACCCCCCUGAACGAGGUGCUGGUGUCGGCCGGAGAGCUGGAUGGCCACCGGGGAAGGAGCAGGAAGAGUGCCAAACGACUCAGCAGGAACAUGGAAGUCCAGGUCUCCCAGGAAACCAGGAACGUCAGCAUUGGUAUGGGCAGCAGUGAUGAGUGGUCUGAGUUCCAGGAGAUCAUUGACUCUACUCCAGAGCUGGACAUGUGUGAUCCACGACUCUAUGGAGGAGGAAACAGUCCGUCUCAGGGCAUAGUGAACGAGGCCUUUGGCAUCAACACCGACUCCCUCUAUCAUGAGAUCAAAGAUGCCAAGUCCGACAUCAUUGGCGACGUGGAUGCAGGCGCCGAGCUGCUUGGGGAGUUCUCAGUGCGAGAUGAUUUCUUCGGGAUGGGGAAGGAGGUAGAGAAUCUGCUGACAGAAAACAAACAGCUACUGGAGACAAAGAAUGCCCUGAACAUUGUGAAGAAUGACCUCAUAGCUAAAGUGGACGAGCUCUCAUCAGAGCAAGAAGUGUUGCGGGAGGAACUGGAGGCCGUCAAACAGUCAAAGAACAAAGUGGACGCCAGGGUCAAGGAGCUGGAAGAGGACCUUAAGAGGCUUAAGGCGGAGGCUCUAGGAGCAUCUCAGGACUCAAAGGAUGAAGGUGGAGAAGAUUACUCGUCCCCGCUGCAGGACGGCGACGUGGCCAUCGCUCAGCGGCGGCGCUUCACGCGCGUGGAGAUGGCCCGCGUCCUCAUGGAGCGCAACCAGUACAAGGAGCGGCUCAUGGAGCUGCAGGAGGCCGUGCGCUGGACCGAGAUGAUCAGAGCAUCGAGGGAGAACCCUCAGAUCCAGGAGAAGAAGAAGUCUACCAUCUGGCAGUUCUUUGCACGUCUCUUCAGCACCUCCUCCAGUCCUCCUCCUGUGAAGAGGCCCUACAACAGCGUCAACAUCCACUACAAGUCCCCCUCGCCGGCCAGCUUUAACCAGAGGCGCUCCCACACCAUGUGCCAGAUCUCCACGUCCAACCGCACACUCGAGUUCUUCCCCGAAGACGACUCGGCGCUGUCGGUGAGGCGCGAGCAGCGGCGGGAGCAGUACCGGCAGGUGCGCGAGCACAUGAGCCGGGACAACGGGCACCUGCAAGCCUGCGGCUGGAGCUUGCCUCCCCGAUACAAACAGGUACCGCUCGCAUCCGAGGCCAGAGCCCAGAACCAACCUCACACCCGACCCGAGCCGACCGCGACACCUGAGACCGGAACAACCGCGCCCCAGGCGGAAGGCACGCAGGAGAGCCCCCUGAAGAGACAGCAGGCCAAUGAGAAGGAGGACAACCGCAUGAAAAACGUGCCAGUGCCUGUCUACUGCCGCCCCCUAGUGGAGAAAGAUCCAAACAGGAAGCUGUGGUGUGCAGCAGGGGUGGAUCUGACUGGCUGGAAGACGGCCAAUCAGGACGCAGUACCUGCAAAGGCUCCAGCCAAUGGCGCCGACCCACUGACAGCAGAGGAGGAGGGAGGCGAGAGCAAGAGCGAGCACAGCUCACCGGAGAAGAAAAAGCCUAAGGAGCUGCAUGAGAUGGACUCUAUGAGCAGCCGCGUGUGGAUCCUGACCAGCACCCACUCGGGCAGCAAGGUGGUCAUCAUAGAUGCCAACCAGCCCGGCUCGCUGGUCGACCAGUUUAACGUGUGUAACGCUCACGUGCUGUGCAUUUCCAGCGUGCCAGCUGCCAGUGAUAGUGAUUACCCAGCAGGUGAGAUCUUCCUGGAGCAGCAGCAGCAGCCACAGCAGGGUGACGGCAGCAAAGAGGAGAGUGGUGGGGUGGAGGGCAUGUUAGCGGGCAUCACCCUGGUGGGUUGUGCCACCAACUGCAGCGUGGUGCGCAGCAACUGCUCCUCACGCACCGACACUCCUGUUCUGGACAAAGGCCAAGCCCCCACAGCUCCGGUGCUAAGCAGCAGGUUAGCCGUGUCCCAGUCGGCUGAGGAGGCCACCGAGGCCACAGAGGUGCCCGAGGAGGCGGGGCCUAACGAGGAAGGGGAGGAGCCCACUCAGACAGGGCCAUUUACCGAGCACGUCUUCACCGACCCACAUACGCACAGCACAGACAGCAACACAAACAGCCAUGAUGGUGGCCAGAAAGAGGAGGUGAACUCAGCUCCUGCAGACUCCCAGGAGGGGGGAGAUGAUCGUGCCGGGACCAGUGUAGCCCCCACUAUGUGGCUUGGAGCCCAGAAUGGCUGGCUCUAUGUGCAUUCCUCCGUGGCCAACUGGAAGAAGUGUCUUCACUCCAUUAAGCUCAAAGACUCUGUACUCAGUCUAGUGCAUGUCAAAGGUCGAGUCUUAGUUGCACUGGCAGAUGGAACUUUGGCCAUUUUCCACAGGGCAGAGGAUGGACAGUGGGAUUUGUCCAACUACCACCUGAUGGACCUGGGCCGGCCCCACCAUUCUAUCCGCUGCAUGGCCGUGGUACACGACAAGGUGUGGUGCGGCUACAAGAACAAAGUCCACGUCAUCCAGCCAAAGAGUAUGCAAAUAGAGAAAUCCUUUGAUGCCCACCCGCGCAGGGAGAGUCAGGUGAGACAGCUGGCGUGGAUCGGUGAUGGCGUUUGGGUGUCCAUCCGUUUGGACUCCACACUGCGCCUGUAUCACGCCAUCACCCACCAGCACCUGCAGGACGUUGACAUCGAGCCUUAUGUCAGCAAAAUGCUCGGCACAGGGAAACUGGGCUUCUCCUUUGUACGCAUCACAGCUCUCCUGAUUGGAGGAAACCGUCUGUGGGUGGGGACAGGGAACGGUGUGAUCAUUUCAAUCCCCCUGACUGAGACGGUAGUCCUUCAUCGGGGACAGCUCCUGGGUCUGAGGGCGAAUAAAGUGUCUCCCACCUCCUCGGGGGGCGUGAUCCAUGUGUAUGCCGAUGACAGUGCAGAGAAGAGUAAUGGAAGCUUCAUUCCCUACUGCUCCAUGGCCCAAGCACAACUGUGUUUCCAUGGCCACCGAGAUGCCGUCAAGUUCUUUGUGUCUGUUCCAGGCAAUGUGUUGGCCACCCUUAACGGCAGUGUGUUAGAUAGCCCGUCGGAGCCUCAGGGGUCCUCGGCUCCCGCAGAGACGGAAGCCCAGAGUGUGCAGAAUGUACUGGUGCUCAGUGGAGGGGAGGGCUACAUCGACUUCCGCAUUGGUGAUGGGGAGGACGAUGAGACAGAGGAAGGGGAGGGCGGCGCCCCUCAGAUGAAGCCAGCGUUGUCGAAAGCCGAGAGGAGUCACAUUAUUGUGUGGCAGGUGUCCUACAUCCCAGAGUGACAAGACCCCCCCCCCACCCUCGAUCCCGCUUCAUCCCACCCUGUAACUACCCAUGAUUUCCUGUAACUACCCUGUACAACGUUAUGAAGGCCCAGUGCCCUGUAACUAUACCCCUCUAUCCUGUAACUACCUCCCCGAUGCCUUGUAUGUACCCCAUUUAUCCUGUAAGUACCCCCUCACUGCAUUGUAACUACCCUCCAAAUCCUGUACCUACUGUAAGCUCUGUAACUACCCUUUGGCCCCUCUAUCUAGUCCUCGGCACAUUUUAACUACACCCUCAUUUACCAAUGCCCUAUACCUUGUAUGUAUUGAUUCUGGUGGGAAACCAGCCCCCAAAGCACUGCUAAAUCUCCCUUACUUCUCAGAACCUUUGUAUUCCAAACUACUACAGCUGAAAAAAAAAAAACGCCCUUAUAAAUAGCCAGACACCAGCCAAAUAUGGACGUGGAUAACCUCUGAGGACAGCCCAAUGCCCCCAAGUCCAACAAUCCCUCUCUCCCACACUGACAUCCUCAUCCCAUCCUAUGACUUGAUAGCUCAUUGGAAACCAGCUCACAGCUCACUGAGUUGCCCCGGACACAGGCAGCUGAUUGGUUCAGACCAUUUUUGGACAGGCUCUGAUUGGCUGAUAGGCAAACGUAUCCUGUUACCUGGCUAGUUAGUACAAUGGAGACAGUACAGCGUAAGUAACUCUUGCUUGAGGAAUGAGAGAUGGAGAGAUGCAAUUGCAGGGGGAUUUGGCAUGAAGAAACGCAACACUGAGGAUGGACACCAUGAGACCAAAUGAGACACAUAGCAAGUCAGAGACAGAGCAACAAUUACAGUGACAGAGGCAUAUAGCAAGUGACAAAUCGAGGGGAAUGUGAGGGCUUUAGCUAAGGCUGCAUCUGCAUUAAAGAUCGGACCAAUCAGGGAUCGGACUCUUUGUCAUCAGUGAGCUGUGAGAGCACUCAUCCAAUGACAAGCCCCCACCCCACCCCACCCCACCCUCCUUCAAAGAGUGGCAGCUGGAUGGAGGCCUACUGAUGGUUGCCUGUUUUGAAUGACAGCUGUCAGAGAUGGAUUUCCCUGCCUUGAUGCUCUGUAUGUAAACUCAUCAUUACUCUCUGUUCUCUUAUCAUUGUGGUUAAAUAUUAAAUAUUAAACAUAUUCGUGCAAUGACAAAAGAUCAUUGGUGAAACUUAA
Molecule: messenger RNA, 5951 nt
Organism: Sardina pilchardus (European sardine)
Lineage: Eukaryota; Metazoa; Chordata; Actinopteri; Clupeiformes; Clupeidae
Gene: mapk8ip3
Product: mitogen-activated protein kinase 8 interacting protein 3
Exons: 34
Coding region: 738-4766 (1342 amino acids)
Biological process (GO): vesicle-mediated transport
Cellular component (GO): cytoplasm
Molecular function (GO): MAP kinase scaffold activity; JUN kinase binding; signaling receptor complex adaptor activity
Source: RefSeq, a predicted model, not a curated record